UUAUUUCAUGACUAUCCCAGCCCAUUUUCUGCAUACUAAUGCGAUGAAAAGAAUAUGUGAUAAAGAAAAUUUAUAUCAUGACAGAAUGAAUGAGUGUCAUCCUUAUUAAACUUUAAUCAAGUGAUCCAUUUGUAUUAUACAGUAAUAGCACUCAUGAGUAUAUACUGUAUUAUGAAUUAUAUAUAUAUAAUCAUUUUAAAAGUUAUGAAAAUUCUUCCGUACAAUUGUUUUUCUGUUGUAUUAUAUUGAUAUAAUGUAAAAAAAAUGAAACGACCAAUCAAGAAAUUUUUUAACCGGUCACAUCCUUACCAAUAUCAUCAAAGAAAUUUUGCUACUAUACCUGAAGCUAAAAAAGCGGGAGCAAUAGAUCGUAUAGAAAAUGGAGAAACUAAAUUAAAAUUGUUAACUUUAUUUCAAGAGAACAUGAAUUAUAUCAAAUUAACAGAAAUACCACAAACAUAUUUCUUGAGAUUUGAUCGUGCACUAGAAUAUACUGGCAAAUUUAUGUAUAGAAUAAAUGAUGAGAUGCCAAAUAUCUUAACUUCAUAUGAAAGUGAAAACAGUAAAGAAAUAAUUGUUCGAUUAUCUGAACCAUAUCAAAUAAAAAAAUGUGAUAUUCUUCCGAAAAUCAAAAACGAAUCAUAUGAUUCUGAGAUGAACGAAGGAAAAGAAGUUAAAUAUCAAGCUUAUCAGAAUAGAGAGCAAUCUGUUGAGACUGUUGGAGAAUGGCUUAAUAAACAACAUACCGAUGAAGAGGAAAUAGAUAUGCAAAAUUAUGAUAAAAAGAAGAUUGAAGUCAAAGGAGCGAUUAAUUUGCGUGUUGUUUUUGAUGAAGACGACUUAAAUUAUAUUUCUCCUUUACAAAGAGAUGUCUUGGAAUUUUUGUUCAAGGAAUUUUAAGUGAAGGAUUUGAACUAAUCUUUGGUACUAUUAGUGAAAUUAUAUUGCUAUCAAUAAAGAAUUAAUAUUAUUAGAAAAUUAUUUUGCUAAUAUAUAGAAUAAAUGUCACAAAUUAGUAUUAAAACUUUUGGCAAUACUAGCUUAUAAUAUUCAAGGUUUAAACAUUUUCUUUCAUUAUAAUUAAUGACUGUAAAGUAUCAUUUAAGCCAUAAAUGUUAUCAUUAUCAGCAUUAGCAAUAAAAUUCAUUGUAAAAUUUGGUUUUUGGAACCUCACCAGGAAAAACUAUUUUAAUAUUAAACUAAUUAACUAGUUAAUAAUUAGGUUUAUUAUGAAAACAGCUAAAACAAGGCGGAAUUCCUCCGUAUGGUCCAGUUAUGAUAUCAUCUGAAAAAUCACCCCAUGAUUAUCGGAUCUUAGUAUAGUUAGGAUAAUUUUUACCAAUAACAACAGCUAUAUCAUAACUAAAUAGAAUGAUUGAAUAUUUUAG
This is a messenger RNA of Rhizophagus irregularis DAOM 181602=DAOM 197198, 1388 nucleotides long. RefSeq lists its product as uncharacterized. NCBI's taxonomy places the organism in Eukaryota, Fungi, Glomeromycota, Glomeromycetes, Glomerales, Glomeraceae. The record is from RefSeq and is a predicted model, not a curated record.